Messenger RNA from Cucurbita pepo subsp. pepo (vegetable marrow), 2786 nucleotides. Its product is annotated as rab GTPase-activating protein 22. Gene Ontology annotation, biological process: activation of GTPase activity. NCBI's taxonomy places the organism in Eukaryota, Viridiplantae, Streptophyta, Magnoliopsida, Cucurbitales, Cucurbitaceae. The record is from RefSeq and is a predicted model, not a curated record. Gene Ontology annotation, molecular function: GTPase activator activity.
AAAGAAAAAGAAAAAGAAGAAAUGCGAGAGAAAUGAAAGGAAACCGUCUGGCGCGGAAAUGGCGAGGGAGAUUUUUCUUCCCCAACCUAAGUUUUAACCUAUUUGUGAAUUUCAGAGAUCUCUUCAGCUCGGUCUUCUUCAAUCUCUCGUUUUUCAAUCAAUUCCUCGCCCUUUCUUUCCUGUGAUUCGAUUUGUAGUUCUAUCAAUGAUAUCAAUCAUCCACUGAUUUCUGAUUCCUUUCCCUUAUUUCUUGCCAUGCCGCAUUUGUUUUCUUCAUCUUUUAUCGUACUCGCAAGUGUUUCUUCUACUUCUUUUUGCUUGCACGAGAUAUCUUCAAUACAGGACUACAACCCAGUAUUGACGUUUAUUGAUCGGGCUUUUCUCGGGCAAUGGUAGUAGGGGUUGUUGAGGCAAGGAAGAAGGGUGAUUUUGGGUUUUCUGGAUUGUGAUGUCUUGUGGUGGAGAAGCUGAUAAGCAAUGGACUUGUGCAAAAGCCGGGGCUGCAAGUUUGCAGAAAAUGGGCUUGAUUGUGCGAGACAUUGGCGAACCAUGCCUUCCACAAUCGCCCAUAAAGGUUGUUAUAGCUGUGAACAGAAUGCUGAAGCCAGACAAGUGGCAAGCAGCAUUUGAUAGUGAUGGAAAGGCUUUUGGCUUUCAGAAGGCACUCAAAUCAAUAGUUUUGGGGGGUGUGGAUCCGUCUAUUAGGGCAGAAGUAUGGGAAUUUUUGCUUGGCUGUUAUGCUGUAGGUAGCACUGCUGAGCACCGCGGCCAACUAAGAAAUGCCCGAAGGGAACGUUACAGGGACCUGAUAAAGGAGUGUCGGAUGGUACAUUCUAGCAUAGGAACUGGUUCCCUUGCCUACCCUGUGGGUUCUAAAGUUAUGGAUAUGAGGACGUCAUCUAAAGAUGAAGUGCCAAGGGAAGCUGAAAGUGAAAGUAGAGAAGCUUCCGUUCAUAAUACUAAUACAGUAGAAGAUUCUUUUUGUAGGGAUAAUAAUUGUAUAGAUAAAUCAUACACAUGCCAGAGGGAAAGCUCGAGCAAUACAGCAGAACUUGCGAAUGUUAGGAGAAGUCCAGAUAGUGCAGCAAAUGGGUCCAUUUGUUGUGAACCCAUUUCUGGUCCUUGCAAUUGUUAUUCCUUAAAAGUAGGGAGUGAAGCAGAUGGAUCAGCAAUUGUUACAGAAAAUGAAUAUGAUUUUCCUCCACUACCUGUCAUUGACUUGUUUGACAAGGAAAACAAAGAUAAGAACAAAUAUUUCCUGCAUAAUGCCAAUCUCUCUACUCAACGCAAAUUGAGAUUUGAAGAUGGCAGCAUGCACAGUUUUCAGAUAAACAACAAUGAAGAUUUAGUUAUUGAAUCAAAUGCCUCAUCCUCUAACAAUGUUUCUCAUCCCAUUAGCUCUGAAAUUGAAAUUAUACAGCUUGAUUCAAGUGAUCCAGAACUCCAGCAUAAUAGCUUGUGCAAUAAAACAGAACCAACAAACAGAUCGAAAUCCAAUGUACCAGAAACGGCAUAUCUAAAUGCAAAAGUCUACCAUAAUGGUGCUGUCAGUGAAGCUAGAGUAUCUGAAUGGCUUUGGACACUACACCGAAUAGUGGUAGAUGUGGUUCGAACAGAUAGUCAUCUUGAGUUCUAUGACAAUACGAGAAACUUAGCUAGGAUGUCAGACAUCCUUGCAGUUUAUGCAUGGGUUGAUCCUGCGACUGGUUAUUGUCAAGGAAUGAGUGACUUGCUAUCUCCUUUUGUUGUUCUAUUUGAGGAUAAUGCUGAUGCAUUUUGGUGCUUUGAGAUGCUCUUAAGAAGAAUGCGUGAGAAUUUUCAGAUGGAAGGUCCAACUCGGGUGAUGAAACAGUUGGAAGCAUUGUGGAAAAUUUUGGAACUUACUGACAGGGAAAUCUUCACUCACCUGUCGCAGAUAGGUGCUGAGAGCCUACAUUUUGCAUUUCCGAUGCUCUUGGUACUUUUUCGUCGGGAGUUGACAUUUAAUGAGGCACUUUGUAUGUGGGAGAUGAUGUGGGCUGCUGAUUUUGAUGAAUCAAAAGCUUACAGUUUAGAGGGAAGUUGUCUGGAAGCAUUGACAUUACAACUACCAAGAGGCUCGGAAGUGGAAAUAAGUGAGGGACACAUGGACAAUGGUCACAGCAACACGAAAGAAAUCUUACAAUCAAAUAAUGAAAAUUUGGAACGUUCUUCGUGUGACAAUGCUGGAAUGAAGUCACCAUCUGCCCAUGCAUUUUGUGGCUUGACAAGGAAUCUUUGUUCAAGAAAUGAUCAUAUAAAGAAGUGCACUGUGAUAUCAUCAACUAAGCAAGGAGAUGAUGAGCUUCCUGUUUUUUGUGUUGCAGCAAUCCUUAUAACGAAUCGCCAGAAGAUAAUUAGAGAAACACGUUCUAUUGAUGAUUUGAUCAAGAUUUUUAAUGAUAAGAUGCUGAAGAUCCGUGUCAAAAGAUGCAUACGUACAUCAAUCAAAUUGCGGAAGAAAUAUAUUUCCAAGGUAAUCAAGAAAAAGAGCCUCCGAUCUCAUGAUGAGGACUAGUGCUGCGCCAUUUAUACAAUGCAACAGAAGUACAACAAUAGCAAUUAGUUGAAAUGAAACAGCUGAUGAAAAAUGCAUUGGCAGUUCAUGGAUUCAAGCUAUAUGCAACUCUCUUCUGCUUCAGAUCCUUCACGUGCAGAGAUUAUGAAAUGGGAAGAAUUAUCUUUGCUUCUGUCGUCUACAAUGGGCAAUAGGAAUUCCUUUUACAGGCUCAAGGACACUGAUUGAUUUCAUAUUCAAAUCAUUGUUC